Molecule: messenger RNA, 363 nt
Organism: Fragaria vesca subsp. vesca
Lineage: Eukaryota; Viridiplantae; Streptophyta; Magnoliopsida; Rosales; Rosaceae
Product: oleosin 14.9 kDa-like
Exons: 1
Coding region: 1-363 (120 amino acids)
Biological process (GO): lipid storage
Cellular component (GO): monolayer-surrounded lipid storage body; membrane
Source: RefSeq, a predicted model, not a curated record
AUGCCAUUCGCCUCUUCCCAGAAGCCCAAUGAGCCAUUGGCCUCACGCGACCAGACCAGCACUGCCAAGGUCUUGACCACAGGAGCAGUCGGUGCAACCUUCUUAGUCUUGUCAGGGUUAACUUUAACCGGCACGGUGAUGGUGCUGAUCUUCACCUCCCCGGUUGUAGUGCUGUUUAGUCCAAUCCUAGUUCCGGUAGGGAUAGUCCUCUUCCUUGCAGCAUGUGGUUUCGUCUUCUCUGGCGGGUGUGCCGUGGCGGCGGUUACGGCACUGUCAUGGUUGUUUAGAUACGCAUCUGAUCACCUCGCUGCCAAGAGAAGGGCUCACGCAUAUGGGGGCUCUUUCGUGCAAAUCGGUUUAUGA